AGUUACAAUGUUCAAUGUUCAUCAUAUAUUGUACAAGAUGGGGAAGACUUUGAAAAUUUCAGGAUAAUACAGUUAGUGGAUUCUCCUGUCCAAGUCAGAGGAUUCCUAUAUACCAUUGAGGAAUAAGGUUCUAAAUUUGCCAGAUUAAAGAAUAUAAACAAGGGAAGAAAAAACGAGCCGCUCCAAAACAAAAGAAUAUAACUUGCAGAUAUAAUAUAAAAUUUCUGUGCAUUUAUUCUGGUACUUAGUGCAAUAUGUGAGAUGUUCUUAAAAGUUCAGUUCAGAGGAUUCAAACUGGAAGUUUUGUUCUCAGUUGAGAAAGUGGACCACAGGACAGGAAGGACAAUAUCUUUUUUGAGUUGCUACGAAAAUUAGAUUAGGUUGCGUUCGUUGUUGGCUGUGUACAAGAUUCUAUGUUCUCUCAACUUUUCAUCACUUCUUCCUCUCUUCCCUAUAAAAGCUUCCCAUUGCUUGUUUUUCUUUUCCCUAUAAGGAUUGGUGAAAAAGAAUAGAAGAUAAUCAUAUUUCUCAAGAAUUUAUACAAGAUAUUAAGCAGAAGAAGCACGAGCAAAGUUCAGAACAACCAAGACUCUGCCUUGUAAUUUUGCAACAGAGGCAAACAUCUAUCUUCUCAGGACGUGAACCAUCACCAAACCAAGCAACGAUGUUUUCCUCUCCUAGAAUGUCGGCUCCCCAAGAAAGGCAGCUCUUCCUGCAAGGUGGAAAUGGCUCAAGAGAUUCAAACCUUGUGCUCUCAACUGAUGCAAAACCUAGAUUGAAAUGGACACAUGAUCUACAUGAACGAUUCGUAGAAGCAGUAAAUCAGCUCGGGGGUGCAGAUAAGGCUACCCCGAAAACAGUCAUGAAGCUUAUGGGAAUUCCAGGACUGACUUUAUACCACCUAAAAAGCCAUCUUCAGAAGUACAGACUAAGCAAGAAUGUACAUGGACAAACCAUUAGUGGGCCCAACAAAGCUGUUGUCAUGUCAGCUGAGAAAAUGCCUGAGCCAAAUCCUUCCCAUACAAGUAGCAUCAACAUUACUCACCAACCAAACAAGAACCUACAUAUAAAUGAAGCAUUGCAGAUGCAAAUCGAGGUUCAAAGAAGGCUACACGAGCAGCUAGAGGUACAGAGACGUUUACAACUGCGUAUAGAGGCUCAGGGAAAAUACCUUCAGUCGGUCCUGGAAAAAGCCGAGGAAACACUUGGUAAGCAGAAUAUUGGCGUAGUUGGUCUGGAAGCAGCGAAACUGCAGCUCUCAGAAUUAGUUUCGACAGUAUCCAACCAGUGCUUAAACUUGGCCCUUGCAGAGAUGGCAGAAGAACAGCAGGGGAUAACCCCUAAGCAGCAAAUCCAACCCCACAAACUGAUGGGCAAUUGUUCGAUUGAUAGUUGCUUAACCUCCUGUGAUGGAAUUCAGCAAUUAGAGCCUGAUAUGCAAAAUAGUGAGAUAGGGCUAAGACCUUAUAAUGAUUCCGGGUUCUUGAAAGGAAAUGAUAAUAAUGAAAAUCUAAAAGACCACGCUAACAUGCUAUUCCCUACAACAACACAGCAAGACACAGACAAAAUGAUGUUCCGAGUGGAAGGAGCCUGCAAUGAUUUGUCUAUGAGUGUUGGGAUUGGAGGAGAUACACGGGAUGAGCUUGAGAAAAACACAUUUCAGCACAAUAAUCUGAACUACAAACUCAGUUCAUUUAGUGGAGAUCUUGACUUGAAUGCACAAGAUGAAACUGAUGCCCCUACAAGCAUCAGGCACUUGGACCUCAAUGGCUUAAGCUGGACAUAAGUUCUACCUUAUCAUCAAGAACGAGUGGUUCAGAAUAACCAACCAUUAAUCACUUCAAUGGGAGUAUGGGGCUCUCGAGAACAAAACGAUUGACAACGUAGCUGUCACAGAAUUACAUGAAUUUAUUACAUACUUUUGUAUGAACUUGCCCCACGAUUCGAUUUGUGGGGGUUUUCUUCAUCAUGUGUUUUGUACGAGAAAUUAAUAUAAAUGGCGAUUCAAUUGACAGAAACACAGUAUAAUAUUAAUAAUCUAAACAAGAAAAUUAUCUCGAAUUAUUUCCUUUCAACUUGUACACCCGACCCCCUACCUCUCCUAUGCAGAGCCACUUUAACAGCCUCAGACAAUGUAGUAUUGUUGCAGCAAGCCAGCAAUCAUUAAAAUGGCUAUCUGAAAAACAAAAGAUCCCAAAAAUUUUCAUAGAAGCAUUUCAUCAAACGCGUGGUGUGCGACUUAACAUAUUGCACAAAAUCAACAAAACAGAGCUAUUCCCUUCAUCAUAUAAUCAUUGCUCUUCAUCAUUCCGCAAUGUUUUUAAAGUAACAGACAUAAAAAUGUAAAACUGAAAAACAAUAAAAUUGUAGGGUUUGGAUUCACAACAUAAGUUUCCAAAAAUGAAAAGUGAAAACAAUAAAAAUUUAGGGUUUGCAUUUACAACAUAAGUUUCCAAAAAUGUAAAAAUGAAAGACAAUAAAAAUUGCGAAU
Messenger RNA from Amaranthus tricolor (Joseph's coat), 2491 nucleotides. Its product is annotated as myb-related protein 1-like. The coding region runs from base 665 to 1786 and encodes 373 amino acids. The record is from RefSeq and is a predicted model, not a curated record. Lineage: Eukaryota; Viridiplantae; Streptophyta; Magnoliopsida; Caryophyllales; Amaranthaceae. The transcript has 7 exons. Gene Ontology annotation, molecular function: DNA binding; DNA-binding transcription factor activity.